Molecule: messenger RNA, 1949 nt
Organism: Diceros bicornis minor
Lineage: Eukaryota; Metazoa; Chordata; Mammalia; Perissodactyla; Rhinocerotidae
Gene: SLC35B2
Product: solute carrier family 35 member B2
Exons: 4
Coding region: 83-1381 (432 amino acids)
Biological process (GO): transmembrane transport
Cellular component (GO): Golgi membrane; endoplasmic reticulum membrane
Molecular function (GO): 3'-phosphoadenosine 5'-phosphosulfate transmembrane transporter activity
Source: RefSeq, a predicted model, not a curated record
GGAGGCGGCAGCGGGAGCGGAGGGAGCGCGAGGCCUGGGAGCUGCAUUCCCCGGCCCCCCUCCGCCCCACGCGGCCCGGACCAUGGACGCCAGGUGGUGGGCAGUGGUGCUGCUGGCUGCGCUCCCCUCCCUGGGGGCAGGUGGGGAGACCCCCGAAGCCUCUCCGGAGUCAUGGACCCAGCUGUGGUUCUUCCGGUUCUUGGUGAAUGCUGCUGGCUAUGCCAGCUUUAUGGUACCUGGCUACCUGCUGGUGCAGUACUUCAGGCGGAAGAACUACCUGGAGACAGGCAGGGGUCUCUGCUUCCCCCUGGUGAAGACUUGCGUGUUUGGCAGUGAGCCCAAGGCCUCCGACGAGGUUCCUCUGGCUCCCCGGACAGAGCCAGCAGAGACCACUCCCACUUGGCAGGCCCUGAAGCUGCUCUUCUGUGCCGCGGGGCUUCAGGCAUCUUAUCUCACUUGGGGAGUUCUGCAGGAAAGAGUGAUGACCCGAAGCUAUGGGGCCACAGCCACCUCGCCAGGUGAGCGCUUCACGGACUCACAGUUCCUGGUGCUAAUGAACCGAGUGCUGGCACUGAUCGUGGCUGGCCUCUCCUGCAUCCUCUGCAAGCAGCCCCGGCAUGGGGCACCCAUGUACCGGUACUCCUUUGCCAGCUUGUCCAAUGUGCUUAGCAGCUGGUGCCAAUAUGAAGCUCUCAAGUUCGUCAGCUUCCCCACCCAAGUGCUGGCCAAGGCCUCUAAGGUGAUCCCUGUCAUGCUGAUGGGAAAGUUGGUGUCUCGGCGCAGCUAUGAACACUGGGAAUAUCUGACAGCCGGCCUCAUCUCCAUGGGGGUCAGCAUGUUUCUGCUGUCUAGUGGACCAGAGCCCCGCAGCUCCCCAGCCACCACCCUCUCAGGCCUCAUCCUUUUGGCAGGCUACAUUGCCUUUGACAGCUUCACCUCAAACUGGCAGGAUGCCUUGUUUGCCUAUAAGAUGUCAUCAGUGCAGAUGAUGUUUGGAGUCAACUUAUUCUCCUGCCUCUUCACAGUGGGCUCCCUGCUAGAGCAGGGUGCCCUCCUGGAGGGGACCCGCUUUAUGGGGCGACACACUGAAUUUGCUGCACAUGCCCUGCUGCUCUCCAUUUGCUCGGCGUGUGGCCAGCUCUUCAUCUUCUACACUAUUGGGCAGUUUGGGGCUGCUAUCUUCACCAUCAUCAUGACCCUCCGCCAGGCCUUUGCCAUCCUCCUCUCCUGUCUCCUCUAUGGCCACACUGUCACUGUGGUGGGGGGUCUGGGGGUGGCUGUGGUCUUUGCUGCCCUUCUACUCCGGGUCUAUGCCCGAGGCCGUCUAAAGCAGCGGGGAAAGAAGGCUGUGCCUGUGGAGUCCCCAGUGCAAAAGGUUUGAGGGGCCUGAGAGCUGAAGUCAAGUAGGACCCUCUUGCCAUACCAGUUUUCCUCUUACUGCAAGGGCAAAAGGCUGGUUUUUUUCUCAGUAUCACAAGACCGCUAGGUAGUUGGGGGUGGGGAGCUGAGGAGGCAGCCUUGCCCUUUGCCUUAAAUCACCGGUCCUCUAGUAGGCAGGAUUCUAGUGGAGGAACGUCUAGAAGGCAGAGGCACCUUCCAAAGCCCCUCUGCCGCUCUAAUCUCCUGAAGUCUGGCCCUGUUGGCUCCGCCACCAACACCUCACCUAUUUUUGCCCCCUGCCUUGAAUAGCCACCCUUUCGACUCCGAGACCUGCAUUUCUUACUCUGGUGAGAAAAGCACAAGUGUUGUAGCCUCCAAAAUGCUGCUUUCCCAGGAGAGUGAGACAGUGCUGUCUGGGGGAGGGGAUGGGAGAACCCCUGCCCAGCAGCACCACCCCCUAUGCUCCUGGACCCCCAGGCUCUGCUCCAUGAGCCAGUUGCAGGUUUUGGUACUUCAGAAAUGUAACUUUUUGCUCUUAUAAUUUUAUUUUAUUAAAUUGCUGCAAUGGG